Molecule: messenger RNA, 2760 nt
Organism: Mytilus trossulus (common blue mussel)
Lineage: Eukaryota; Metazoa; Mollusca; Bivalvia; Mytilida; Mytilidae
Exons: 2
Coding region: 68-2368 (766 amino acids)
Source: RefSeq, a predicted model, not a curated record
GAGUAUAAAUACAGAUCGCAGCCGUCGUAUCAGCACACAUAGUUACAAUCGUCAAACCUCAGUCACCAUGACUAUGUUUACUUUUCUGCUGUUGAGUUUUGUGGGAGCUACAUUUUGCCAUGGCCCAUAUGGAAACGGUAGAGGGUACAGUGUUGUGUAUGGCGCCGGUGGUGCAAGUGUCGGUGGCGGAGGAUCUGGAUCUGGCGGUAGUGGUGGAGGUUAUGGCACAGGAUAUGGGAAUGGACACAGCGGCAGUUAUAUUGUUGAGUAUGGCGGUCGCAGCGGCUAUGGAUACGGAGGAUCAAAAGUAGGUUAUGGCGAAGCAGCUGGAAAUGGCGGCGGAGCUGGAAAUGGCGGAGGAGCUGGAAAUGGCGGAGGAGCUGGAAGUGGCGGAGAAGCUGUAAAUGGAGGUGGAAAUGGAAAUGGAGAUGGAGGCGGAAAUGGAAAUGGAGGCGGAAAUGGAAAUGGAGGCGGAAAUGGAAAUGGAGGCGGAAAUGGAAAUGGAGGCGGAAAUGGAAAUGGAGGCGGAAAUGUAAAUGGAGGCGGAAAUGGAAAUGGAGGAUCAACAGUAGGUUAUGGUGGUUAUGGAAGUGGAGGCGGAUAUGGAUACGGAGGAUCAAAAGUAGGUUAUGGUGGUGUAGCUGGAAAUGGCGGUGAUGCUGUAAAUGGAGGUGUAAAUGGGAAUGAGGGCGGAAAUGGAAAUGGAGGUGGAAAUGGAAAUGGAAAUGGAAAUGGAAAUGGUGGCGGAACUGGAAAUGGAGGCGGAAAUGGAAAUGGAGGCGGAAAUGGAAACGGAGGAUCAAUAGUAGGUUAUGGUGGUUAUGGAAAUGGGGGCGGAUAUGGCUAUGGAGGAUCAAAAUUAGGUUAUGGUAGUUAUGGUAGUUAUGGAUACGGCGGCGGAGCUGGAAAUGGUGGAGGAGCUGGAAAUGGUGGAGGAGCUGGAAAUGGUGGAGGAGCUGGAAAUGGAGGUGGAAAUGGAAAUGGGGGUGGAAAUGGAAAUGCAGGCGGAAAUGGUGCAGGAGCUGGAAAUGGUGGAGGAGCUGGAAAUGGAGGUGGAAAUGGAAAUGGGGGUGGAAAUGGAAAUGCAGGCGGAAAUGGAAAUGCAGGCGGAAAUGGAAAUGGAGGCGGAAAUGGAAACGGAGGAUCAAAAAAUAGUUAUGGCAGUUAUGGAAAUGGAGGCGGAUAUGGAUAUGGAGGAUCAAAAGCAGGAUAUGGCGGCGGAGCUGGAAAUGGAGGAGGAGGAGCUGGAAAUGGUGGAGGAGCUGGAAAUGGCGGAGUUGCUGCAAAUGGAGGCGGAAAUGGAAAUGGAGGCGGAAAUGGAAAUGGAGGCGGAAAUGGAGGCGGAAAUGGCAACGGAGGUGGAAAUGGAAAUGGAGGAGGAAAUGGAAAUGGAGACGGAAAUGGAGGCGGAAAUGGAAAUGGAGGCGGAAAUGGCAACGGAGGUGGAAAUGGAAAUGGAGGCGGAAAUGGCAACGGAGGAUCAAAAAAUAGUUAUGGCGGUUAUGGAAAUGGAGAUGGAUAUGGAUACGGAGGAUCAAAAGUAGGAUAUGGCGGCGGAGCUGGAAAUGGCGGAGGAGCUGGAAAUGGCGGUGGUGCUGGAAAUGGAGUUGGAAAUGGAAAUGGAGGAGGUUUUGUUUGUUAUGUAAAUGGCGGAGGAGCUGCAAAUGGUGGAGGAGCUGGAAAUGGAAAUGGAGGCGGAAAUGGAAAUGGUGGCGGAAAUGGAAAUGGAGGCGGAAAUGGAAAUGGAGGUGGAAAUGGAAAUGGUGGCGGAAAUGGAAAUGGAGGCGGAAAUGGAAACGGAGGAGGAAAUGGAAAUGGUGGCGGAAAUGGAAAUGGAGGCGGAAAUGGAAAUGGAGGUGGAAAUGGAAAUGGUGGCGGAAAUGGAAAUGGAGGCGUAAAUGGAAACGGAGGAUCAAAAGUAGAUUAUGGUGGUUAUGGACAUACAGGCGGAUACGGAUACAGAGGAUCAAAAGUAGGAUAUGGCGGAAGAGCUGGAAAUGGAGGUGGAAAUGGAAAUGGAGGCGGAAAUGGAAAUGGAGGCGGAAAUGGAAAUGGAGGCGGAAAUGGAAAUGGUGGCGGAAAUGGAAAUGGAGGCGGAAAUGGAAAUGGAGGCGGAAAUGGAAAUGGAGGUGGAAAUGGAAAUGGUGGCGGAAAUGGAAAUGGAGGCGGAAAUGGAAACGGAGGAUCAAAAGUAGAUUAUGGUGGUUAUGGACAUGUAGGCGGAUAUGGAUACGGAGGUUCAAAAGUUGGUUAUGGUAGUUAUGGAAAUGGCGGAGGAGCUGGAAAUGGAGGUGGAAAUGGAGUUGGAUAUGGAAACGGAUACGCUCGUAAUGGCGGUGGAUAUAGGAAAAAAAGUACUCCAUACUAAAUUUGUACAGCCAUACAGUACUGUUUAUGAUUUUAUAAAGUUGACUAUUUUUUAAUAUAGCUGGUAACAAAACUCAAAUAAAAACAUAUUCACUCAUUAUUCUCUCAAAUUAUCAGUGCCAAACACGAAUUAUAGUACCAAGACAAGUUUUCCUGAUUAACGGACAUCUUAUUUCAAAGUUUAAAGUCAAUCCGUGAUAAUCGAUAUAACAAGAAAGAAACUCUUUCACAUUAGUAUUGUUAACAUUUAACUUGCAUGACUAUGUACAGUGAGGUUAAUGUAUGAUCCUUUUGUAGUUUAACAACUUAAGCUUGCAAUUCAUUGAUUGGCGUAUGUUUAUAUGUUAUGUGUGGUUUUCGUUCAUUUUUAAUACAUAUAUUCGGCCGUCUGUU